Messenger RNA from Caenorhabditis sp. 36 PRJEB53466, 1016 nucleotides. The record is from the annotation of a GenBank genome assembly. Lineage: Eukaryota; Metazoa; Nematoda; Chromadorea; Rhabditida; Rhabditidae.
AUGGUUCGCAUGAACGUUCUUGCCGAUGCGCUCAACGCCAUCAACAACGCCGAGAAGCGCGGAAAGCGUCAGGUUCUCAUCCGUCCGGCCUCCAAGGUAUUUUUCUAACUCUUUAAAAAUUUAUAUUCACAUUAAUAGGUUCUGGCAGCCUCGGUCGAAAAUGAUCAAGGCUCUCCGUGAAUUUAGAAAAGUUUCUAGUUGAUUGUUUUUCUAACGUAUCGGAGACACCCUUGGUUAGAUUCUUUGUUUGGAGUCUUCCUGGGACGUGCGAGGUAAAAAUAAUCACUAUUACACAGUAGGCAAAGUACUAUUCGUAAAUUGAUCAUUCAGGUCAUCGUCCGCUUCCUGACUGUCAUGAUGAAGCACGGAUACAUCGGAGAGUUCGAGAUCGUCGACGACCACCGCGCCGGAAAGAUCGUUGUCAACCUGACCGGACGCUUGAACAAGGCCUCCGUCAUCUCGCCAAGACUCAAUAUUCGUCUUAACGUGAGUGCUUACCCUGUGGUAGGGAUGCAAAACAGGCGAUUUUAGGCGCAUGUUCUGCAUACCUACCCUGUGGAUCAUACUGUAGCCGCGGAAUCGCGUUCUUUCGUAUCCCGUGUGGAUUUAAUUUAUAUAAACUGAGUGGCACUGACAACAUUUGACAAUAGUAUUAUAGGGGCACCGCACAGAAAUGGCGCUCUGUUGAGAAACUCCGUUUGCAGUGCAAAUUGAGCGACCUCGGGGCCGAGUUCGAAAAGUUAGGCCACAUUUUCAGUGGAAAAUUACUUCGCGGCCUAGAAAUUCGGCCAGAUUGCGAACAGCACGCCCUUUCUGUCCGGUGCCCCUAUAAUAUAUAUGCUAAGAAGUUACAUAUAUGCAAAACAAAUUUUCAGGACUUGGAGAAGUACACCAACACCCUCCUCCCAUCGAGACAGUUCGGAUACCUCAUCCUCACCACCUCCGCUGGAAUUAUGGACCACGAGGAGGCCAGAAGAAAGCAUCUUGGAGGAAAAAUUCUCGGUUUUUUCUUCUAA